CUUCUGCUCCUCCCGCCGCCGCCCUGAGUCACUGCCUGCGCAGCUCCGGCUGCCUGGCUCCCUGUGCUAGCCACCGAUAUUUGGCGUUCGUACAACAUGGCAGACAUUGACAGCAAAGUACAGUCUGAACUUGAUCAAGAUUUGGAUGAUGUUGAAGAAGUAGAAGAAGAAGAAACUGGUGAAGAAACAAAAAUCAAAGUGCAUCAGCUGACUGUUCAGAUGAUGCAAAAUCCUCAGAUUCUUGCAGCCCUUCAAGAAAGACUUGAUGGUCUGGUAGAAACACCAACAGGAUACAUUGAAAGCUUGCCUAGGGUAGUUAAAAGACGUGUGAAUGCUCUCAAAAACCUUCAAGUUAAAUGUGCACAGAUAGAAGCCAAGUUCUAUGAGGAAGUUCAUGAUCUUGAAAGAAAGUAUGCUGUUCUCUAUCAACCUCUAUUUGAUAAGCGAUUUGAGAUCACUAAUGCCAUUUAUGAACCUACAGAAGAAUGUGAAUGGAAAGCAGAUGAGGAAGAUGAAAUUUCGGAGGAGCUAAAAGAAAAGGCCAAGAUUUAAGAUGAGAAAAAGGAUGAAGAAAAAGAAGAUCCCAAAGGAAUUCCUGAAUUUUGGUUGACCGUUUUUAAGAAUGUUGACUUGCUCAGUGAUAUGGUUCAGGAACAUGAUGAACCUAUUCUGAAGCACUUGAAAGAUAUUAAAGUGAAGUUCUCAGGUGCUGGUCAGCCUAUGAGUUUUGUCUUGGAAUUUCACUUUGAAUCCAAUGAAUAUUUCACAAAUGAAGUGUUGACAAAGACAUAUAGGAUGAGGUCAGAACCAGAUGAUUCUGAUCCUUUUUCUUUUGAUGGACCAGAAAUUAUGGGUUGUACAGGGUGCCAGAUAGAUUGGAAAAAAGGGAAGAAUGUCACUUUGAAAACCAUUAAGAAGAAGCAGAAACACAAGGGACGUGGGACAGUUCGUACUGUGACCAAAACAGUUUCUAAUGACUCUUUCUUUAAUUUAUUUGCCCCUCCUGAAGUUCCUGAGAGUGGAGAUCUGGAUGAUGAUGCUGAAGUUAUUCUGGCUGCGGACUUUGAAAUUGGUCACUUUUUACGUGAGCUCAUAAUCCCAAGAUCAGUGUUAUACUUUACUGGAGAAGCUAUUGAAGAUGAUGAUGAUGAUUAUGAUGAAGAAGGUGAAGAAGUGGAUGAGGAAGGGGAAGAAGGAGAUGAGGAAAAUGAUCCAGACUAUGACCCAAAGAAGGAUCAAAACCCAGCAGAGUGCAAGCAGCAGUGAAGCAGGAUGGUCUACCUUCUGCUUCCCUGGAAAGGAUGAAUUUACAUCAUUUGACAAGCCUAUUUCAAGUUUUUUGUUGUUUGCUCGUUUUUGUUUUUGCAGCCUAAAAUUAAAAUGUCAAAUAUAAUUUUAGUUCUCCAGAGAUAAUAUCUUAAUUUUG
This is a messenger RNA of Kogia breviceps (pygmy sperm whale), 1426 nucleotides long. Lineage: Eukaryota; Metazoa; Chordata; Mammalia; Artiodactyla; Physeteridae. The record is from RefSeq and is a predicted model, not a curated record.